AUAACGACAGAUGUCUCGCUGGCUGUGAGGGAAGCAGGAGGGGUGCGCGCUGAGCAGAAACGCACGGUUUCAUAUUGGACCUCAGGGAGCGAGCAGGAACGGGCGCAGCUGUCAGUCGCGAGCUUGCCUCCUCAAUUCAAAGCUAUUCUUGCAGAGGGGGAAGAACAACCAUCCGACUCUCCUCACCACAUCGCUUUCAAGGGAUCAUCUUAGCAGCAAACCAGAACUCACCAUGGGAGCUAAGCUGAGCAAGAAGAAGAAGGGGUACGAUGUCAGCGACCCGAAGGACAAGAAGGAGGAGACGGCAGUCGUGGCCCCGGUAGAACAGAAGGUGGAGGCGGCUGAGGCUGCACCCGAACAGGCUGAGGCAGCCCCCACUACUGAAGCUGCAGCUCCUGCGGCAGAGGAACCGGCUGCAGCGGCCGAGCAGGUAGCCGAGACAGCCGCUGCACCGGAAGAGCCUGCUGCUGAACCGGCCGCAGCACCCGAGGAACAGACUGCAGCCGCACCCGAGGAACCUCCAGCGGCCGCACCUGAAGAGCCCCUAGCGGCCGCACCCGAGGAACCUCCAGCAGCCGCUCCCGAGGAGCCUCCCGCAGCCGCUCCCGAGGAGCCUCCCGCAGCCGCUCCCGAGGAGCCUCCCGCAGCCGCUCCCGAGGAGCCUCCCGCAGCCGCACCCGAGGAACCUGCAGCAGCGCCAGAGGAACCGGCACCCGAGGAACCUGCAGCAGCACCCGAGGAGCCUCCAGCAGCUGCACCUGAGGAACCUCCAGCACCCGUUCCAGAGGAACCUGCAGCAGCACCAGAGGAACCGGCACCCGAGGAACCUGCAGCAGCACCUGAGGAACCUCCUGCAGCAGCACCCGAAGAACCAGCAGCUGAGGAACCUGCAGCAGAACCAACGCCAGAGCCAGAACCUGUGCAAGAGGUGGUUGUAGUGGAGGAGAUCGACAUUGUCCAAGAGGUCGUGGGCGAUGUGGAAGUCACAGAAGUGAUUGAAGUCACGCAAGUCACCUUAGCUGCUGCUGCUCCAGAGCCAGAACCUGAGCCAGAACCUGAGCCUGAAGCCGAACCCGAACCAGAACCACAGACUGUCACUGAGCCAGAGGAGUCGUCCUCGGCGCCCUCAGAGCCAGAGGUGGCGCCUGCUGUCGAUGCCGCCCCCGUCGAAGCCGAGCCAGAGCCUGCAGCUGCCCCUGAGCCUGAGCCAGAGCCCGUAUCGGAGCCAGAACCUGCCGCUGCUGCCGUCUCAGAGCCAGAGAGCACAGAGCCCACAACAGAAUCCGCCGCCGAGGCUCCUGCCGCCCCGGCCGCCGAAGACCCAGCCGAGCCCAUCCCCGAGAUCGUCAUCUCCGAGUCCGCGUCCACCAACGAACUCUCCGCUGAGGAGCCCGCCGCCGCCGCCGCCUCCGACGCGGCACCGUCGGCACCCAGCGAAGAGGCGCCGGCCGCGCCCCUGGAUAACGGCGAGUGUGAAAGCGCCCCGGAGGAGCCCGCUGCCGCGCCCGUCGCUGUGCCCGCCGCCGUGCCGGAAGUCAACGGCGUGAGCGAGGAGGUGGCACCUGAGCCCGUAUCAGCGGAGGAGCCCGCGGUGGCGGUGGCCGAACAGCAGGCAGCGGAGGAGUGUGUGAACGGCGUGGCGCAGCCCGAGGAGGAGCAGGCCCCUCAGGAGGCCCCCAGUGACUGUGAACUUAAAAAGGACUUGAGCCAGGUGGCGGACGCCCUGAUCCCGGACAUCGUCGAGGCUGCAGUGAGUCAGGUUGUCGACACCAUCUGAGAAAACUAACUUAACGACAGAAAAGAAAAUAAUAACAAAAAACAACUGUGAAUCCUGUUUUAACGAUGCAAACAAACAAACAAAAACACCAACAGACGAGAACAUCAGUAAAUAAACACCUCCUUUUGCAACACACGCCUCUGAAAAUAAAGCUUCAAGCGAACGUGUUGCAGUAACUCAGGCAAAGGAAUUUCUGGUUAGCCAAAAAAAAAAAGAAAUCCAACCACUCAAGAGUUGAGAGUGAGGGGUGAGCAUGAAGAAGAGAGAAAAGUGAGUGAGAUUUGAAUGAGUGAGGGAAAAAAAAUGAGAACGCCACAAAGAGUCCGAGAGAAAGCCCAACGUUUUGGGGUUUUGUGUCUUUUGUGAGGGCUGAGGGGCUGUUGGUCCUGUAGUAGCAAGCUCAGGAGAGACGGAACGCCAGACACAUUUUAGCGAGAUGAAAACUGCUGAGGAGAGAAAGUGAAAGGGGGGAAAAACUGGACCACAGAACAAAAUACUGGACAUUAACAAAGGAAACUAUGAAUGGAAUGAGUAGUCUUGUCUUUGUGUGUGAGCCUGAUGAAUAUUAAGAAAAAAAAUGUUUUAUUGGAUUAGCAUUUAAUAGUAUAUAAUCUAAUUUUGACUUUCACAUAUCCUUUCCGUAACUAUGUAAAACAAGAUUAAAGGAUGAGACCUUUCUGACCUUUCCAUAACAGAGAAGGAAGCAGCGAGGAAUGUUCAUUUUAACUUGAUGGCUUGGCUUAGAAAAUAAAAGAGACUGUUAUACCUUAA
Messenger RNA from Sardina pilchardus (European sardine), 2548 nucleotides. RefSeq names its product proteoglycan 4. NCBI's taxonomy places the organism in Eukaryota, Metazoa, Chordata, Actinopteri, Clupeiformes, Clupeidae. The record is from RefSeq and is a predicted model, not a curated record. Bases 233 to 1777 code for a protein of 514 amino acids. The transcript has 2 exons.